GUUCAUUAUCACCGACGACGUGGGCACGCCGCUGUACCUCGACCACGAGCUGGACGACGAGGCCAGGAUGGUGUGCAUGCAGGUGGCAGCGACGCAGGACCUCAUGUCGACCAACUUUAAUCAGUGUUUCAAUGGCUUUCGAUGUGGUGGUGGUCUCGAGUGUGUGCUCAUGAGAAAGUCGGGCAUUCAUUUGAUGGUUCUCUCCGAUGAAGGCGAGAGUCACAACGCGCUCGUUCGUCAGCUCGCCCUCAUUCAUGCCAUGAUGGUCUUUGUCUUUGGCUCGCGCAUGCUCCGCAAGCUCAAAUCGCCCAUGCAGAGGGAAAAGGCAAAGGCAGAGGCGACUCUUCGGAGAUGCAUCGAUGCUCUCAUCCACUUUUGCGCCACAGAGCAGUCGUUUCUGGUCUCCUCGCUCGAGCGCCUCGAGGUCAACGACGAUCUCCGUGCCCGCUGCUGCUCCGCCCUCGCCGACGCCGUCGAUGCCUCGCCGGGAACCUUCCACGCUCUCCUUUUUGUCGGCUCCAAGCUUGUGGCCCAGUACUCACGCGAGCGGGUUUUUGAGCUCCUUCCGGCCGACAUCUCGCUCAUCACCAUCUACUUUCACUCGCUCUUCUUCCCCAAGUCACGGACGGGGCAGGGCGCACUCCGCACCGCAUCGCCGCCGCCAGGCGCUGUCAAGCCAUCUGGCGCGCCACCGUCGCCGGGCUAUCGCGACGACGUCUCGGUCUCGUCGACCCAGGCCCGCGCCUCGGCCUCGGCCGCCCGCGCCGCCGCCGCCGCCCACGGCUCGCCGACCUCGCCGCAGGUUCCGGCCACGCCCGCGCCCCGCGCUCCACCCUCGCCCGACGCCUCGCCCAUCGCCCCCGCCGACGACACCCAGCUGGCCGACGAUGACGACGACGACCUCUCCACCGCAGGCUCUGUCGCCGCGGACGAGAGCCUCUCGCGCAAGGCGUCCGGCCGCGGCCCAGGCUCGGCGGGCGUGCCCAUUCCGAGCCCGUCCCAUGGGCAUGUCGACGCUGACGACGUCGCUCGCUCGACCGCCAACGAAAUGUUCUUUACCCCGCAUGACUCGGUUGCGGCCUCGCUCGCCCGGUCAAACAUUGUCCUCCGCAUGCCAAGCGCCCGCUCCCGGCUCAUCCACUUCCAGCUCGCCGGCCGUCUCGCGUCCGUCGUCGCCACUCAAGCCGACCAUCUCGGCCUCUUCGGUCACCACCGCUGACGAGGCAUACGCUACACCCACCGCCGAAUCUCUCACCACCGCCGCCCGCCUCGACGCCUCUAUCGAGGUCGAGUCGGCGCUCUACCGCUCCGCUUAUGACACCAUGAUCAGCGCGGCCGGCGGCGAGAGAAGCGGCGGAGUGCGCCCCACUCAAGCGGCCGGUACUGCUUCAGCGGGAGGAGCUAACGGCGACGACGACGACGACGAUGAUGAUGACGACGACGAGGUCUUUGUUGACGCCAAGGGCAAGCUCACCCCGCGCGACGCCCGCUCACGCAAUACGUCAUUUGACGAGCUCCCGCCGCUCGACGACGCCCCGCCUGACUCGCUGCUGGAGACAGUCUUUCUCCAUGUCAACGGCUCGCUCGUCCCAGGUAGGCUCUACUGCGCGCUCCUCGCACCCAACACCUCGCUUGUACUUGUCUCGGAGCGCGUGGCGGCGUCCGAGGCCGAGGCCGAGCAGGCACACGCCGCGUACGUCCGGCAACUUGUCCAGCGGCAGCUGGAGACCUUUGUCGACUUUUUGGUCAUCAAGGCCCAGGCCCACAUCACCAUGCUCUCGUACUUGUACUACUUUCCGGGCAUGGUCCACUUUAUGUUUGUCGACCGGACCCACGAGCAAGUGACGGCGCCGACGAUUAUCCCGCUCCACGGCCGGCUCGCCGAGCCGGACUCGAGCACUGGGCCUGAGCCGUCGGGCUCAGUCGCGUUCAUCAAAGCCCGGGUGUGGGACCUUGCCCGCCACGCCCACGAGGCGCUCGCCGCCGGCUUCACCUCACUCGCCCUCUACAAGGACGGGCUCUGCUACUCGUACCACCUGGUGGCUGAGAACGGCGACGGCGAGUCGCUGCCGAUCAGCCUCCCAGCCACCCCACAGGGCAACGCGCUCGAGCUCAACGCGCUCAAGUCGGUCAUUGCGGCGCAGCACCCGGACGUCCGCCACCUUCGCGUCUACGAGCUGUACGCGCUCUACGUCGGUACCCUCCCGCUCGAGUCGAUCGGCCAGUGUAACGCCCGGCUUCUCUCGAUGAUCCGCGAGGACCGCUCGCUGCGAGUCCUCCGGACGCUCGAGCACUACAACGUCUCGUGGUAUUGAGCCACCGGGUAGCGUGACUAAAGCUUGGCGUCGUCGCGCGCAAAGACAGCCCA
Molecule: messenger RNA, 2368 nt
Organism: Thecamonas trahens ATCC 50062
Lineage: Eukaryota; Apusomonadida; Apusomonadidae
Product: hermansky-Pudlak syndrome 1 protein
Exons: 1
Coding region: 360-2315 (651 amino acids)
Biological process (GO): vesicle-mediated transport
Cellular component (GO): BLOC-3 complex
Molecular function (GO): guanyl-nucleotide exchange factor activity
Source: RefSeq, a predicted model, not a curated record